GAAACAUGAUAUAACUAUAAGACGACCUCAACAUGUCUGCGUCGCCAAUUCUCAAACAUUAUACCUUGAAAAGCAACAAUCAUCCGACUUGAACUUCUAUCAACAAUUGGCUCAGGCACGACUUGUGGCAUCGAUUAUACCAAGAUCAAGGGAGUUCACCUACGUCAGGACACAAUGCUUGCCCGGUGUUCCCCCGCGUUCAAGGCAGUAAGACCUGCACUUUCCGCCGCCAGCCGGGCGCAACCGCAAUGCCUCCGGGCCUUUGCGACCUCUCAACCGACGCCCAAGGGGCCCCGCUCGCCCAAGAUCAUGCUGGAGGACGAGAACGCCUUCGGCUUCAUCCGCCACAACAAGCGGCCCCCCAAGCCGCGCAAGGUCGGCGUCACCGAGAUCCGCGGGCCGUACUACUCGGUCAUGGGCAAGCGAUACCUGGAGGACGUGCUAGAUACCAUGGGCCACCACGUCGACGGCCUCAAGUUCGCCGGCGGCUCCUUCUCCCUCUUCCCAGAGGACCACCUGCGGUCACUCAUCGACCUCGCGCACCAGCACGGCGUCUACGUCUCUACAGGUGGCUGGAUCGAGCACGUACUAACGCAACCCGAUGCCACCACGGCCGUAGACCGGUACCUGCGGCAGUGCAAGUCGGUCGGCUUCGACGUGGUGGAGGUGUCGUGCGGCUUCCUGUCGAUCCCGCCCGAUGACUGGGUUCGGCUCGUCGAGCGCGUCCAGGCCGCCGGCCUGAUCGCCAAGCCCGAGAUCGGCAUCCAGUUCGGUGCGGGGGGUGACACGGCUGCGUCGGAGCUGGAGGGCUUGGGCGCGUCGGACCCGUCCAGGGUGGUUGGUCUGGGGAGGAGGUUCAUCGAGGAGGCGGGCGUGGAGAGGCUCAUGAUCGAGAGUGAGGGCAUCACGGAGAAUGUGACUAGUUGGCGCACGGAUGUCAUUCAGGAUAUACUGAGGGACCUGCCGGCGGAGAAGGUCAUGUUCGAGGCGGCGGAGCCGAAAGUGUUUAACUGGUACAUACGCGAGUUUGGCGCCGACGUCAAUCUGUUUGUCGACCACUCGCAGAUCGUGCAGCUCAGCUGCCUGAGGAUGGGCAUCUGGGGGAUGGCGGACACGUUUGGGAAGAUUGCCACCUUCAGGUAGUGCGGUAAAGGGGACCACUUAUAAAUUUCCGCUUCUCGGUCAUGAAGGGUUCAGUGUUAGGUCUUGGUUUUGACUUAGCUGCUUAAAUAAUGAGUAAUAUUCAAGGUCCUCAAUAAUAAGGCACGUGUACAAAUACGGAAACGCUGUGGGUAUUGGGGUUGGUUGUAUGGAUUAGGGGUGACUUACACUGGAUGAGGCUCUUGAUACCCGACAUGCGUCGUUAGACCAAGUGAGGAAUAAUAGGCUUAUCUAGUUCUCCUGCUCUCGCAGCCUGAUGCCCCCCUUUCCCAAG
Molecule: messenger RNA, 1435 nt
Organism: Phialemonium atrogriseum
Lineage: Eukaryota; Fungi; Ascomycota; Sordariomycetes; Cephalothecales; Cephalothecaceae
Exons: 2
Coding region: 175-1143 (322 amino acids)
Source: RefSeq, a predicted model, not a curated record